Molecule: messenger RNA, 3153 nt
Organism: Lates calcarifer (barramundi perch)
Lineage: Eukaryota; Metazoa; Chordata; Actinopteri; Centropomidae
Gene: sh3gl3b
Product: SH3-domain GRB2-like 3b
Biological process (GO): synaptic vesicle uncoating
Cellular component (GO): glutamatergic synapse; presynapse; cytoplasm
Molecular function (GO): protein binding
Source: RefSeq, a predicted model, not a curated record
ACGGAUGGAAAAAUAAAAAGAAGCGGAUUAGAAAUGUUAAAAAUUACCGUAUUUAAUGUAAUAUAAACAAUAUCAGCCACAGUAGAGCGCAUUAAGUAAAAUUAUAUGUGUAUAAAAAUAUGAAAAACAAUUACAUUUGUGUGUAAAAAUAAAACUUUAUGAUCAUAAUAAUAACAGGAAACCCUGUUAUAACACUGGCUAGCACGCUAUGCUAUAAUAUAAAAGUAAAUCCAACAACAUAUAGAUAAAUAUUGAUAUAAAUAAAUGAUGUAACGCUAAAUAUCGCGAUAGAUCCUGUAAUCACCUGUUCGCCCACAUGAGCUUUUAAAUCUAAUAAACUGUGAUUAAAAGGAACAAAUGGCGCCAUAAGGAGACAUUUGUAAAAUAAAAAUAAAAUAAGACUAAACGGAGCCGGUACCGGUGGAGGAGGUGGAGGUGGAGGUGAGGUGGGGGCGGCUCGGUGCAGUGACUCUCUGCGGGGGGACGGAGCGUCUCACACGGGAUGGAGGCUGUCGGUGUCCGGCGGCCGCUCUGCAGCUGAUCCUCGGCCCCGGUGAAGAUGUCUGUGUCCGGGAUGAAGAAGCAGCUCCACAAAGCCAGUCAGCUGCUGAAUGAGAGGCUGAUGGGAGCUGAAGGAACCAAGAUGGAUGAGGAUUUCCUGAGGAUGGAGAAGAGCGUCGCGGUGAUCCACGCUCUUCUGGCCGAGCUUCUGUCCAAAACCACAGAGUUUCUUCAGCCAAACCCAGCGUACAGAGCCAAACUGAGCAUGCUCAACACCGUGUCCAGGAUUCGAGGACAGGGGAGGUCGUCGGGGUACCCGCAGACAGAGGGCAUGCUGGGAGAAUGUAUGCUGCAGUACGGCAAAGAGCUGGGGCCUGCGUCUGAAUUUGGUGGAGCUCUGGCCGGUGCAGGUGACGCUCUGCAGCAGGUCGCUCAGGCCCGGGACGCUCUGGAUGUCAACGUCAAACGCACCUUCAUCGACCCCCUGCAGGACCUCCACAACACCGAGCUGAAGGAGAUCAGGUAUCAGCUGAAGAAGCUGAACGGCCGUCGGCUGGACUUUGACUACAAGAAGAGACGGAAAGGGAAGGUCCCGGCGGAGGAGGUCCGACAGGCCUGGGACAAGUUUAUCACCUCCAAGGAGCUGGCAGAGAGGAGCAUGUUCAUCCUGCUGCAGGACGACGUGGAUCGGCUCAGUCGUCUGGCCGCUUUGGUCUCGGCGCUGCUCGACUUCCACCGCAACGCCCAUCGCAUCCUGCUGGGUCUCCAUGGCAACCUGCAGGCCAGGCUGACAGCUGCCAGUAACAAACCAGAGCGACGGUUCAGGACCAGAAAGAUCCGAGUCAGAAGUGAACACAACGGCAGCAUCGGAUUUUACCACCCGCCGUCGCUCACGUCUGCAGCCUCCUCAGGAGAGCAGUUCACAGUGUUACCGUCCAGACCCGGCAGUCCCAUCUCCUGCUACGCUGACAGUAAGCUGGUCCUGGAUCAGCCCUGCUGCCGGGCGCUGUACUCCUUCCACCCGAACCACGAGGGCGAGCUGGGCUUCAGCGAGGGCGACAUCGUCGUCCUCACCCGUCAGGUCGACGCCAACUGGUACGAGGGCUCGCUGGGCGGCCGAUCGGGGCUCUUCCCCGUCAGCUACGUGGACGUGCUGGUGCCUCUGCCGUUACCGUGACGACGGGUGGAUGAUAUGCAACUUUCCAGCUUCUUGUUUGCACUUUUUUUCUCCACAAGCGAAUGAGUCUGUUCUAAAGGAAAGGAAGGCCAUAGUUUCUACCGUAGAGCACUUUAGUUUGUGAUCUCAUGUUAAAACACCAGCCACCAAAGACAGAGACUCCGUCAGUGAAAUACGACGUCUGUACACCUCAGAGUGUUUUCCCUUUAAAGACUUUUAGAUACAUCUCCUGCACAGAAACAGCAGCUCUUGCCUUUUUCAUCACCGCACAUUUCUACCAGAGUCCUUAAGACUUAAACACACACACACAAUGCAGCACCAUCAGCCUGAUACCUGCAUUUUUAACAGUGAUAUUGAAUAGAGCACUACCUGGGUAAGUCUAGCGUAGGGUUUAGUUUCAUGAUAAGUAGAAAUAAGAAGUGCUGUUAAGUAGGUUUAAUUUCUAUGUAAUGGUAACUGUGUGGUGGGUGGUGUUGUGUAUCGUGCAUGUACUUAAAUCAAAGUAAUUGUAACUCGUCAGCACUUUAUCUGGAGCUUUACGAGACUCAGGUCAGGAAGACGUUUGUUUGAUCUGUACAAACACUGAAGUGUAAAAAGCCACAGUUUGUUGUUGGUUAUGAGCCGCGACACACAGAGAGACAAAGAGGAUUUCCCACAAUGUCAAACUGUUCCUUUAAAGCACAGUGUGAUGGAGAGUGUUAAAGGAUAACUUUGGUGUUCUUGAACCUCGACCGGUGCAGUAUUGUCCAAGCAACCUUGUACUUGUACUUGCCAACUUCAAAACAGCCGCUGUCAGUGUCUGACAGCAUUCUGAGGAUUCCUACAGAGACAGAGCUUUUUAUUUAAGAGUACGAUCCUGUUAGUUUAACCAGAAACAUCACUAUAUUACCAGAUACUAUAGUAUAGUACCAGACUCCAUUGACAAAAAGAGGAAUUUUACUGAGAAGAACACAGGAGCUGCUUAGAGAGGAAACUCGUCUGUUGUAGUUAAUAAAAAUACACCACUAUAGAUAAUAGUUCCACAGCUGUGGACAUUAAAAAGUAUCAGUGGAUCUUAUGGUUUUACACAAUAAAGAAAUCAAUUCACAUGAAUGUAAUGAAAUAAUAAAGGUGUGUAUAGGUUGGCAGAGGAGAUAUAUGUAUCAGUAAAUAGUAAAGAUAAUAUCAGUUUAACAUUGUUUCAGCACCGACCAAAAACCUUGAGGUGAAAAUUCUUUUUGUGUUUUUGUUUAAGGUAUUAACAGAGGUUCAUGCUCUUUGACAAAUAAUAACUUUAGUGGAAAUGAACUGAUUUUGCUUUAAAAUCUGAGCAGAAACCAGACGUCGUCAGAUGGUCUGUUAAUCACAUGUUAUGACUCUGACUGCAGGAAUGUACUGUUACUCCUCUGUGCACAGAGGUAUUUGUUAUGUAAAGAUUCACUCAAAAUGUAUUUCUGCAAUAAUUUCUCUGAGUAAUAAAAAGCCUUUGUGUCUGA